AUGAUAUCGCAUUCUGUGAACCAACAAGGAGAAUGGAUCGAAGCUUCUGUGGAAAAGAGAGAAUUGUUUGCUGUUAUUUAUAAUUGCCUUCUAUUCUCUCUUCACCUCCGACUGCCUGAUCAAGAGCAGGUCGUUACUCUCUUUCCUCCCUGGCAGCUUGUUCCAACCAUUCCCUUCUUGCCUCUCAGCUUGCUUCAACACUUUCGAGGCUUGGAUUCGAAUGAAGAAGGUCCAUACAUCGAGUCCAAUGCUUUAUUCCACGAAAAUCCUGUCACGCAAGCUUGGAUUCCGCGAAUCGGGGACAUAAUCGCGGUUCAGUUUCAAGAUGGGAAUCGUGGCUUUUGUUAUUAUGGCGUGGGAACGAUCGUGUCGAUUCGCAAUUACUUUUAUCUUUCUGUCAAGUGGAUGAAUGCCGAUAAAAACAGUCUCAACUGGACAGUAAUACAGAGUGCAACUCCAUCGAUUAUCUUCGUAUGGGACGUGUAUGCAAUUCUACAACGCUCUUACAUUGUUUGA
Blastocystis hominis is the source of this 516-nucleotide messenger RNA. RefSeq lists its product as hypothetical. The transcript has 5 exons. The record is from RefSeq and is a predicted model, not a curated record. Lineage: Eukaryota; Bigyra; Opalinata; Blastocystidae. The coding region runs from base 1 to 516 and encodes 171 amino acids.